This is a messenger RNA of Saccharomyces cerevisiae S288C, 438 nucleotides long. RefSeq names its product isoleucine biosynthesis protein MMF1 (gene MMF1). The transcript has a single exon. The coding region runs from base 1 to 438 and encodes 145 amino acids. The record is from RefSeq and is marked reviewed. Gene Ontology annotation, cellular component: mitochondrial matrix. NCBI's taxonomy places the organism in Eukaryota, Fungi, Ascomycota, Saccharomycetes, Saccharomycetales, Saccharomycetaceae.
AUGUUUUUAAGAAAUUCCGUUUUGAGAACAGCUCCAGUCUUGAGGAGGGGUAUAACAACAUUGACCCCGGUCAGCACCAAGUUGGCCCCACCCGCUGCCGCCUCUUACUCCCAAGCUAUGAAGGCCAACAAUUUUGUGUACGUGUCUGGUCAAAUCCCUUAUACUCCAGAUAACAAGCCUGUUCAAGGUUCUAUCUCUGAGAAGGCCGAACAAGUUUUUCAAAACGUUAAGAAUAUCUUAGCAGAAAGUAAUUCUUCUUUAGACAAUAUAGUCAAAGUCAACGUAUUCUUGGCUGACAUGAAAAACUUUGCCGAAUUCAACUCUGUAUACGCCAAACACUUCCACACCCAUAAGCCUGCAAGAUCCUGUGUUGGUGUUGCUUCCUUACCUUUGAAUGUUGAUUUAGAAAUGGAAGUUAUCGCUGUUGAAAAGAAUUGA